CAUGUUUGUCCCCGCCCGAUUUGAGCCAUCAUCAUUGCCAUCUUCAAAUCAAAUCUCAAACCCACCCUCAUCCAGUUCAAGAAGCAAGAUUGAAAAGAGAGAAUGGCAGGAACAGAGGCUUUCCCAGAUCUUGGCAUGCACUGCCAGCAUCCCGAAUGCAAUCAACUCGAUUUUCUUCCCUUCGACUGCGACUCCUGCCACAAGGUUUUCUGUUUGGAGCACAGAUCGUACAGGUCCCACGAGUGCCCGAACUCGGACCAUAAGAGCAGGAAGGUUGUGGUCUGCGAAAUCUGCUCCACGGCGAUCGAGACCACCGGGCGCGGCGGGGAGGAAGAGAAGUCGGCGCUGGAGAGGCACGAGAAGUCCGGCGACUGCGACCCUAAGAAGAAGAGGAAGCCCACCUGCCCUGUCCGGCGGUGCAGGGAGGUGUUGACGUUCUCCAACACCAGCACCUGCAAGGGUUGCCAACUCCAGGUCUGCCUCAAGCAUCGCUUCCCCGCUGAUCAUAGUUGCGGCCACAGCUCCGCAGCUGCUCCGGCUAGGGCUGCCGGCAGUAACAAGUUUUUGAUUGCUUUGGCUGCCAGGAACGCCAAAGCCCAAGACUGCGCAAAAGACGGCCGUGGUGGCGUUCCAAUUUCUCCGCCCAAUACUCCAUCUGUCAAAGCAUGUUAACUAAGGGCACAAAUUGUUUGCUGAGAUUCUUUGCUCUCUCAUUAACACGCUUGUUUGUGGAUAAUCAAUUGCGUCAAUUCACACCAAAACCAAUUUGGUUUGCAUUCAAAAGUUAUUAUAAUACAAAGCUCAGCUGAGUUUCAUUUAUUA
Molecule: messenger RNA, 822 nt
Organism: Diospyros lotus (date-plum)
Lineage: Eukaryota; Viridiplantae; Streptophyta; Magnoliopsida; Ericales; Ebenaceae
Product: zinc finger AN1 domain-containing stress-associated protein 12
Exons: 2
Coding region: 103-672 (189 amino acids)
Cellular component (GO): cytoplasm
Molecular function (GO): zinc ion binding
Source: RefSeq, a predicted model, not a curated record